AGGCAGGGUGUGCAGGGAGCUUGGCUCAGGCCACCCUGGGUGGGGGAGUCUUAGUGGAAGAGGAAUCAGCACCUCCUGUGUUUCUCUCUGAGCAGAGCCAGGAUGCCACCAGUGGCCCCAGGGUCCUGGCUCAGAACAACCCUAGGACGUGCUCCUCCGAUGACAUCCAGAGGGCCCUGAAUGAGCUGACAAAGGUGAAAGCAGAGAAGGAGGAGCAGGACAGGAAGGUCAAGGAGCUAGAGAAGAGCCUGAUGGACCUGAAGGCAGACAUGGCUGUGCCCCCAGCCCUGCAGCCCCCAGCCGGGCCCUCUGAGGAGCAACUGCAGCUAAAGUGUGAGCUCCAGCAGCUCAAACACCAGCUGGAGCUUGUGUUGGAAGAGCUGAAGACACAGAAAAAAGAAACCUGCAGCCUGUGUGUAAGAACGGUGGAACAGGCGGAGCAGCUGGCCCAGAUGCAGGACAGUGUUCUGAGGCAGAGUGAAGACAACCUAAAAAUGGCCAGUGCGUUGCAAUCGGAGCAGCUGGAGAGGAAGGAGCUGGCCAGGAAGCUGGGCCAGCUGCAGGAGAAGAUGGUGCAGCUCAUGGCAUUGAGGCUUGAGAACCCUGAUCCAAGGAAGAGACAGGCUGGGAGAAGAGGCUGCUUGAGUCUGAGCUGCAUUCUCAUCUCAGCUGCCCUGGUCACAGUUUCAGUGCCUCCAUCACCACGCCUGGGUGUCCACCACCUGAAGAGGAUGUGAGCCUUUUCCCCUCGAACUGGUGGAUUAAAUGAGACCAUGUGUGUGAAGGAAGGGAGGCUGGGCCAGUGCUUAGUGGAUGUGGGCUGGCUUCCUCUGAUUCUGCACAGCUGUGGUCCGAAGUCCCAGGGCUGGGAAAGGAGGUUCUGAGGCUUGAGGCUGGGUGCAG
Heterocephalus glaber (naked mole-rat) is the source of this 903-nucleotide messenger RNA. The record is from RefSeq and is a predicted model, not a curated record. Lineage: Eukaryota; Metazoa; Chordata; Mammalia; Rodentia; Bathyergidae.